Drosophila nasuta is the source of this 502-nucleotide messenger RNA. RefSeq lists its product as uncharacterized. The transcript has 3 exons. Lineage: Eukaryota; Metazoa; Arthropoda; Insecta; Diptera; Drosophilidae. Bases 92 to 475 code for a protein of 127 amino acids. The record is from RefSeq and is a predicted model, not a curated record.
CAAGCAGAAUUACACUCGGAUACACAGUAGCACACGAACACUGAAACAUUAUAUUAUUAAACUGUGUUUCAAGUUAAAAAAAAAAAAAAUUAUGUCGCUAAGUUUGGUCAUUUUUAUAAUGUUUAUAUCGAGCCAUUCGUUUGGCCUUCAGGUUAUUGAAACAGCUCCAUUGAACAAAACAGAGAUAAAGAGCGACCUUAUCGAGAUCUUAAGCAAAUCGAACUUGUCUACACCCGAGUUGCAGGUUGCUGAAGACAGAGAUCCGCAGGAAACGAUGUCAUUGAAUAGUAUUGAGAGUGCAAUUGACCUUGCCGAAAUCUCAAGCAAAUCGAAUUUAAGUGGACUUGAGGAUGCCCUCGUCGAUGAUCUGCAAGUUGCUGAAGCAAAACCCAUUAAACAGCAAUUAAGUACCAAAAAAAAGAAGACCGAGCGAAUGACGAUAAAUCACACAAAGCGCGCAGCGAUGACUACUUAACGCCAGGUCCAGUGUUCGGGAAUAAAG